This is a messenger RNA of Homarus americanus (American lobster), 3620 nucleotides long. It is a transcript of the gene MED24, whose product is annotated as mediator of RNA polymerase II transcription subunit 24-like. The record is from RefSeq and is a predicted model, not a curated record. Gene Ontology annotation, cellular component: mediator complex. NCBI's taxonomy places the organism in Eukaryota, Metazoa, Arthropoda, Malacostraca, Decapoda, Nephropidae. The coding region runs from base 402 to 3350 and encodes 982 amino acids. The transcript has 22 exons. Gene Ontology annotation, molecular function: transcription coregulator activity.
AAAAUGAAUCUUUACCAAUGGAAUUUGUACUGAAGUGGAGUUGAGGGUGAGGGAGUGAACGCGGCCACACUAUUGUUGACACUGAGGAGGCCGUCUGUCACUACGGGGCAAGAAAACUCUACUCUUUAGUGUUUUUUAAGACCAGAAAAGGUUAAGAAGUACAUAACAAAUUAGAAGGGUCAAUGUAUGGUCUUGACUAAGGCAGCCCCACAAGUCUUUAAGUGAUGGUUCUUGAGCCAGCUACCAGCAGUAAAGCUGGCACCAUUCGUUCACUUUUGAUCUGAGCUUGGAGAGAACGAUGGUCAGAUCUGCAAUGGGGAAUUCAUAUCAAAACUGUGUUACCAAGAGCUGUGAGUGGCGACAUUUACCACCUGGCAGAUUACAUCCUUCAGCAGGCUCUUAUGGGUCCACUGCCCAACAACCUCAUGCUCUCUUACCUCAAACACUCACUCAGUUCUCAGAUUGUGUCAUAUGGUGGUGUGAUAGAGAGCAUCAGCAAGUAUGAUGGUCUUCAUAAGCCACACUGUGUACACGCUCUGCUCACCCUGAUGCAGUCCAUGAUGAAAAGUGUAUCAUGCAGAGGGAAGCCUGAAGACUGUUUGAUGUUGGCUACGUCUAUUGUUGCUGGGGUUAAAUGGCUGGUGCAGGUGACUGGCUGGACUACACAACAGCUGCUGGACUUACGCAAUGCACCAGAACUCUCCACUAACCUCAACCUGGCAGCCUCCAUCCUGACGGACAUCUUCAAAUGCCCAUUCCUCAUUUGUAUGCUGGAAAUUGGCCGUCGAGAAGAGCCGGGUACUUGGAGUAAUUGUGUGAAAAAGAUGGUAGAAGUUGAGACUCUCUUGGCUGGUGCUGGUGCCAUAGUGGAGAACAAAGACCUCCUUAUUAUAACAACAUGUCAGUUGCGGGAUUAUCAGCCCCUGGAUAGUAUUGGCAUCAAGCACAUCUUUGACAGCAGGAGUGUUCCUCUAUGUUACGCUAUGCAUAGUCUUGUGAUGCUGGAAGUCAUGACUCACACCACACGUGAUGCUUCUACAUUUGCCCACCAACUGCUGCUCCUUCAGCAACUCCAGGGACUGAGUACCAUGGAGCUGUAUCUAGAACUACUGAGAAAUAGUUUCAUAGGUCUAAGUUGUCCAGAACACCGUGCAUAUCAAGAGCUUAAAUGGGUGGGCUUCACGUUCAUAAAGGUCCCAUCUAUACUCUACACCAUUCAUGUCAUUUUCAGUGGGGAAUCUACGAGUGGAGAAUCUGAGGAUUUGCUAACAGCUGUGCAGCGUCUGUCCCAGUUAACAAUACUCUUGGACCAAGUGGACUCCCGUAUCAACUGUAACUGCUUAGAGUAUUUACUGAAUGAACUUGUCAACAAGACCAGCCUUAUUUCAGAAACAGAUGCUCAAGCCAUCAUUGCAGUAAGAGUUCAGGAAUCCAAUGUGCUUGCUAAUAUCCAGAAUAAUGAUGCUCAGAUGUCACAUCCAGGAAGCCCAAACCUCAUCCUUCGUGCUCAGCCCACUGUCACUAGUAUCUUGAAGACCCUCAGUAAUAAGAACCAGGAAUCUGUCUUACCUGUCAUGAAUCUUCUGAUCAGCGGUAAGAGCCGGGACCUGCUGCUGGCAGCUGCGGCAGCCUCAGGCAGCCUUCAUAUAUUUGCACAGAAAUUUGUUAAGUUUAAUGAGCUUAGUAUGGAUCCCCAGCCUGGAGAGACGACAAAAAUGGCCAUCAAUCGAGCGUUGAUGUUUGAUAUUUCCUUUCUUUUGCUCUGCCACAUUGUGCAGCAGUAUGGUAUUGAUGUUGUGGUGUCAGAAAAAUGCGAGACCUUUGUGGAACAGUGGAUGAAAGAAAACAUGCCUGAGUUGGGUCGCGUCAAGGCUCCACUGAUGUCUGUCCGUACUGAUCAGAAUGCUGUGGAAGAGUUCAUCAGAGAAGUUAAUGUUUCUGAGCUGGAUAAAAAAUACAAUAUGGUGAGGUGGAGUGAUGUUUGCCAAGUAGCAGCAGUAGCGCUCAGAGAAGUAGUGAGCGCUUCACAACAGGGAGCACUUCCAGUUCAGCAUGUUAAGGAACUUCUGGACCGACUGAGUUAUCAUCUGUGUUGCCUCCCUAUUUGUGUGGGUACAUGGCUCUGUUCCCAUGUUCAGGUUGUGGAUGCAGACCAGGCAGCUGAGCCCCUGAAUUUCCUACAUUACCUGCAGACUUCUCUCGGUGAUCAUGACCCAUCUGUAGCCACCCUUGAUAACUUUAAAGACAGGUCAACACUGAUGGUUGAAAUAGCUGAGAACAUGGUGCAGGUGAUGAAGGGAGGAGUCCAAGCUGCCUCAAACACUAGCAGCAGUAGCAACAGUAACAACAGAAAUGGGAGCAACAAUCCAGGAGACUCGAGUAUUCUGUCUUAUUUGUUCUCCCAAGAGCCACUGUCUCACCUGCUGAGGGAGACCUGGAACCAAGUAUUCCCCGGUGGCAUCAUCACUCAUCAUGCCUUGGCCACCUUCAAAGAUUUGUUACGACUUGGUGGAACGAGAUGGUUUGUCUGUGACCUAAUUAAAGUAGGGAUGCAGAGUGUCUUCCACUCUGAUCUGACUCGUGGCAUGGACUUGAUUUAUGGUCUACUGCAUCAGAAUGUAGUUGGUUGUACAUUAAGCUUACUGGUACAUGCAUUACCCAUGCAUAUAUCUGGAUCUUGUUCAGGGGAGUUAAUAAGCAAGCAAAGAACAGAAGCGUUGGCUCGCCUUGCAGUCAUGAUGAUUAUAUCAGCUUGGCUGGCCGUCCAACAACCCCCUGUUAAAGCCGAGUCUGCAACAUCAAUAAACUUGGUGAUGGGAGGUGGUGGAAAUGUGAGCUUGAAGAGGACCUACCAUGACCGGGAGCUGGAGGACCUGGAGGCUAACCUGCAGCAGCAUUCUGUGGAUCUGGCAAUUCCUCGGGGCACCCCGGGACUAACUAAAGAUGGGACAUCUCUCUUGGCUGCCGUCCAGUCACUACUGAAGCUUAUGACGCAGGUAAGCCAGGCUGGAGUUGUGAGCCCUGUAUCUCAACUGGUAGUGGACAUUCUGCAUGAACUCAUUGCUGCGCCAUACAACCACACCCUUCUUACGCUAACUCCACCAGCACUUCUCCCCAACUUGGUGCCACUACUGUCCUCACCAGAUGCAUUUACUUAUGCGGAACUCUUAGCCAUCACCGCCCCCAAGCCCGCCUCACAGCCUGAUACAGCAAGAGAAUUUGUAGGCAACUUCAUAGGAGCUCAAACACCAGCUCAGGCAGCUGGAGCAAGAAGAGCAGCAGCAAAACUCUUAUGUGUACAGCGCAAUUUAUGCUUAUCCAAUGAAUCUUCUUUAGAGCCUGUGUUUUAAAUUGUUGUCUAUGUACAGAUUCUGUAUUUAUGGUGUAUAACCAUAAUACUGGACUGCUGCAUAUGUACAACCUCACAUGAUAUGAAAGGAAUGUAAAUUGUUUCACUAUGUAGAAAUAAUCAAGGUACAUAAAUGAAAAUUCACAAAAGGAAGAACCAAUUAAAAAAGACAAAUAUAGACAAUACUACAGCCUUGUGUUUGAUACAUCUCUCGUUGGGGCUGCACUCUCAACAGAUAUAUUUAUUAUGGAAAUAAACUUUUUAGAAUUAU